AUGAGUACCCAAAUAUGCGCAUCGGCUGCUCCAAUUUCAACCAAAAAUGUGGGGAUUGAAAAUGCUCGCCGCUCUGUCACAUAUCAUCCAAGUAUUUGGGGAGACUAUUUCCUUGCAUAUACUUCGGACCUCACGGAUAUAUUUGCCCAUGAAGAGCAAGAACAUCAAAGACUAAAAGAAGAAGUGAAGAAGCACUUAGCGGCAGUACCAGACGAUUCUUUGCAUAAAUUAGACCUCAUUGAUUCAAUCCAACGUCUUGGAGUUGCAGCCUUCAUACCACUUCUCUUCGAUUUCGAUUACUUAGACAACAAGGGCAUUACGUGUCAUGUGGCGUGUUCAACAAAUUCAAGGACCCACAAGGAAAAUUUUAUGAAUCUUUGA
This is a messenger RNA of Fraxinus pennsylvanica, 381 nucleotides long. The record is from the annotation of a GenBank genome assembly. Lineage: Eukaryota; Viridiplantae; Streptophyta; Magnoliopsida; Lamiales; Oleaceae.